CUUGGACUGACAUCAAUCAAUCCAUCGUGAUCGCAGCUCACCUUCUUUCCCUCACCUCAACAGCACAUAUCUCCGAGUUGUACUCAAUCUCAAAAUGGCCCACCAAUCACCUAUGAUUGCUAUCCCGAGGAAAACCACAGAUGAAGUCGACUGGACUACUCCAAUUCGUAACCUGAUCGCACAAUCCUAUGGCGAAAGUCCAGACAAUUAUGCUACAGAAUGUGGUACGUUACAACGAUGUAGGCAAGAUGCAGUUCGCGGCGCAGGGAGCGAGCUGACUGCUAGGGAUCUCCUCUACAAGUACUUCGGACAGUUGGAGUUGCUUGAACUGCGGUUUUCAGAAAUUAGGGUCAAUUUCCCAUGGCGCGAUGCCUUCACAAAUAAACUCAUCACUCAAACAUCGAUAGCCUACGAGAAGGCUUCCAUCUUAUUUCAGAUAGCCGCAACGCACUCCGCCAUUGCAUCCUCCCAAAGCCGUUCAGAUCCAGAAGGGAUAAAGCGCGCGUUCCACUACUUCAAGACAUGUGCUGGAAUGUUGACCUACAUCAACGAAAACUUUCUUCAUGCCCCCUCGACGGACCUCAGUAGAGAAGUAGUCAAGUUUUUGGUGUCGGUGAUUCUGGCACAGGCAACUGAGGUGUUCUUCGAGAAGUGCACGGAUGAGAAGAAGGGUGCCGUACUUGUGUCCAAGAUUGGAUCACAAGCGGCGUCAAUGUACACGUCUCUGGCGGAGGAAGUGAAGGAGUUCAUGGGCAAGGGAAUCUUUGAUAGGAACUGGGUGACAUUAAUCCAGAUAAAGGCCAAAUACUUCUCAUCGCUUGCCCAAUUCUAUCGCGCCAAUGCGGAUAGCGCAACAGGGAAACAUGGGGAUGCCCUCGUUCGAUACACUCUCGCAGAGACACUAGCCAAGGAAGCUUCUCGACUAGCAGGUUCAUUCGCUUCUGGUUUCUCGUUUACCCUGUCUCCAACACUACCUGCCGAUGCGGGAACUUCCAUUCAAGAGCGGACGAAGGUCCAUUUAACGCUCUGUACGGAUCGCAAGAACGAGGCGCAGCGCGAGAAUGAUCUCAUUUACAAUGCCGUGCUACCAGCGGUAGAAGCCCUUCCCAACAUCGACAAGACCGCCGUUGCAUCCCCGAUUCCUAUUCAAGAGGUAUAUGGGACUCCUGAUGUGCAAAAGACUAUCGGUCAAGACAUCUUCAUUCGUUUGAUACCAUUAAGCGUGCAUGAAAGUGCCAGUGUCUAUUCCGAGGAAAAGGCGAAGCUUGUGCGAGGAGAGGUCGAAAACGCAGAAAGUGCUGAAGUCCAGGUGAGGAGCGCGCUGGAGGCUUUGGGAGUAAAAGAGGGGCUGGUCAGGUUCCGCGCCAUGGCGGAAGGCGAAGUUGGAGGAGAGGAGGAAGUACCCUUGGAUGUACGAAGGUGGAAAGAGGACAUUGUGAUGAUUGAAGAACGGGAGCCUGUCGAGAGUCUUUUGAAUCAGUUGGUGAAAUUGAAGGAAAAUGUGAGGCAAGAAUUGGAGGACGUUUCGAGGGAUCUGGAGAUCGAGUCAAGAGAUUGCGAGAUAAUGAGAGUCAAGUAUGAGCAUCUGUGGACGCAAGAACCGUCUGCUGGUCUCACGAAGGAGAUUAGACAGGAUUUGAAGUCACAUUUCGGUAGCCUGGAGGCAGCAGGCAGUUCAGAUGAACAGGUACUCGCGCUAUGGAACUCGGUGAAAGGCGAUGUAGGGCUACUUUCGAGCGAUCACAUUGGUGAAGUUUUCAGGCAGAGUACCGAACAGGCAGCUGGAGACAAUCUACUGGAUCUUGAUGUAGGGAAUGAAGGCGAUGAGGCCCAUGAAAGAGGAAAAAUUGGCCAUCUCGUUUCGGAAAUUGACGAGCGACUCGGACGCUUAAACAAGAUUGCAAGGGAACGGAACGAGAUCCUCAAAGAUCUCAAGGAGAAGAUACAAACGGAUGAUGUCUCUCAUCUUUUACUUCUCAACCGACGAAAUACUGGGGUUGAGCCUAAGCUAUUCGCCGCUGAGCUGGAGAAGUUCAGUCCAUACCAGCACAGAUUAGCAGGCACCGUUCAACACCAAGAAGGGAUACUACAGGAGAUCAAGUCGCUUUUCAAAGCUCUCAAGGAUCUCGCAGGCAGGGGUCCGGGUGCACGCAAAUGGGAAGAACGUGAGAAGCGAAAGAAGAACGCGACUCGCAGGUUCCAGCGGGCGAGGGAUGGGUACAUGGAAGUAAGAGACGGCCUAGCUAAAGGCCUCCACUUCUAUAAUGAACUAACUGCUUUGACAUCUGAGCUACGAAAGAAUGCCAGGUCUUACGCCUCGAGUCGUAUUUCAGAACGAGACAAAUUAGCUGGUCGACUGGAAAUGGAGAGGCGGCUUUCUGUGCCAUCUGGUCCACCUCCGUUAGCCGCGAAACCUCCCGUACCUCCUCCACCAUCAUCUUCUGGAGCUGAUUUGAGCUCCUUACUUACCUCUAUGAAUCUGAGAGACGGGACUUCUACAUCACAACCAUCUUUGCAAUGGCCCAGUGCACCUUCACCACCUGCACACACAUAUCCAAAACCCUCCCCACAACAAUCAUACUCUACGUCUCCGGCUCAACCUCGCAACCAAUACAAUACUCCUCCCCCAGUUCAACAGAAUUCAUACAAUGCCCCCCCUCCUCCUGGUUCUCAACAGCCUUUCUCUAAUUUCCCGCCCCCAUCAAGUCAGUACGGUUCUACACAGUACUCUAACCCAGUGCUCCCGCCCCCUCAGCAGCAAACUGGUUCUUCCUUCCUACCCCCACCACCGCCACCUCAAUCCUACAACCAAUCCUCUUUUUCUCCUCCUCCACCUCAAAGUGAUCCAUACGCCAGUCUUGGCCUGUUCAAUUCAGAAUCAUCGUUUUCUACCCACACCCCUCCACCUUCGCAGUCAAGUGCGUAUAGUUUCUCACCUCCCCCUUCGCAACAACAGUAUCAGCCACCACAGCCACCACACCAGAGUCAGCAGCCGCAACAUCAGUAUGGCAUGCCUCCUCCCCCACCGCCUCAACAUGGAGGAUAUGCAUCGAUCCCACAACCGCCGCAGCCGUACCAACCUCAAACACAAGGGUAUAGUAGAUAUCAACAACAGCAGGGGUACGGACGGUAGGUUGAGUUUUGAGUAAUCUAAAGUACUAGCAAUGACGUACUAGAAAGUUGUCCGUCAUUGUAUAUGGUUCGUGUACAUGUCCGAUCCAGGGAUUUUUUCUGUGGAUGCAUGUAAGAGAUAGCGCUUGAUAUUGCGCUUGUAGUAGUAGGUUGUAGGCCCCUCGAACCGUUUUUCACCCGUUGAGUAGUGUAUCAAACCAUCC
Marasmius oreades (fairy-ring Marasmius) is the source of this 3335-nucleotide messenger RNA. RefSeq lists its product as uncharacterized. The transcript has 5 exons. The record is from RefSeq and is a predicted model, not a curated record. The coding region runs from base 95 to 3133 and encodes 1012 amino acids. Gene Ontology annotation, molecular function: protein binding. Lineage: Eukaryota; Fungi; Basidiomycota; Agaricomycetes; Agaricales; Marasmiaceae. Gene Ontology annotation, cellular component: endosome. Gene Ontology annotation, biological process: protein transport to vacuole involved in ubiquitin-dependent protein catabolic process via the multivesicular body sorting pathway.